AUAUUAAAGCCAAGGAUGAAGGUAAGUUAUUAUGCUCGAUGGUUUGCUUGGGAAGCUUGUUUUCUUUCUCUUCUGGGGGCCCUCCUUUUGGGGGAGGAUAUAUAUGUUGUGGGUUGAGAGUUAUUGCGCUACAGAAGCUGUGGCUAUAGAAUUGAAGUAUUGGUUGACCGGGUUGGGCUUAUCUUUUCUGGGGUAGUCUUUUUAGUUUCUGGGUGUGUUUUCAAGUUUAGGGACUUUUACAUGCGAGGGGAGCCGUAUAGUUCCCGGUUUCACUGUCUUCUAAUGUGUUUUGUAUUCUCUAUAGUGCUAUUUAUUUUUAUUCCCAAUUUGUUUGGUUUGAUGUUAGGAUGGGACGGUUUGGGGAUUUUUUCAUUUCUACUGAUUAUUUUUUACCCCGCAAGUAGUUCUUUGUCAGCUGGUUUUUUUACGGCUUUGACUAAUCGGCUGGGGGACAGUUUUAUUAUCUUAGUUAUGCUGUUUAGAGGUUUAUCACUAGGAGAAACAAGGUGCUUAGGGGAAGGCUUGGGUUUUCUUGGGUUUUUUUUGGCCCUAGGGUCCAUAACUAAGAGGGCUCAAUACCCCUUUAGAUCUUGGUUACCUCAAGCAAUAGCAGCCCCCACACCCGUGUCUUCUUUGGUCCAUUCUUCUACGUUGGUUACAGCGGGGGUGUUUCUCAUUAUCCGAUACUGUGAAGGGCUAAGUGGGGGUGUUUUAAGGGUGUUACAGUGGUCCUCCCUGAUCACCCUCAUGAUCUCUGGUGUGGCUGCUUGUCUUGAGUAUGAUCUAAAGAAAGUGGUAGCUUUGUCUACGCUUUCGCAGGUUUCCCUGAUAAUGUUUUCUGUGAGGGUUGGUUUUCCCGCGCUAGCUUUCUUUCAUCUGGUGGCUCAUGCGGUGACUAAGGCGCUUCUGUUCAUUUGUGUUGGGCUUAUCAUCAAGGGGUAUGGCCAGGAUUUACGUCGACUAAGGAGGUGCUUUAAGGAAGCUCCAGAGGUAAAGUGGUAUUUUAUUAGAAGAUGUGCUGGGCUUUGUGGGUUUCCCUUUUUCAGGGGGUUUUAUUCAAAAGAGAUAAUUUUAGAGACUUUGUUUAUGAGGGAGCUCAGAGUGGUAGGAACUUUUCUUUUUUUGGUGGGGGUAUUUAGAACUGGGUACUACAGGGCUCGUUUAAUCUUCUUCUGUUUUUUUAGGAGUCUAGGUAAAGGUCGGGAGAGUGGCUCGAUGGGAUUUCGAAGAAGGGGUUGUGACUUGCCAGAAGUUCAUUCCUGCUGUUUCCCCCUUUUUUUGUUUAGGGUUUUUAUAGGAAGUUGAGGGUCGUGGUACAUUUUUACUUCUCCUUGCUUAUACUCUUUCGGGCUUGUGAAAUUUAUGGCUAUUAGAAUUCCGGGGUUGGGGGUUUGGUGGUUUUGGGUGCGUGAGAUUGCACAGUCUUACCGAGGUCAUUACUUCUGGCAGGAAGUUGACUUUGGGGGGGAAAGUUGGCGGGAGAGAGAGGUAAACAAAUCGGGAGUCUGGCGUCGCAGUUUCUUUCGAGAGUUAGGGUUUUUGGAUGGGUUAAGAAGCCAGCCUUUUGUAUAUUGGGGUUUUAUGCUGUCAGAGGAAGUAAACUCUUGGAUAGAGCAGGGAUGGUUGGAAUACUGUGGCCCCAUGGGGCUCUCCAGUUGGUUCAAAAAUUUCCUGGACUGUAAUAUGCUUAUAAGCAGUCAUUGGUUUAAUUUCUAUGUUGUUCUGUAUGUGGCUUGUAUUGUUUUCUGGGUUAUCAUUUCUUAA
Messenger RNA from Mizuhopecten yessoensis (Yesso scallop), 1764 nucleotides. NCBI's taxonomy places the organism in Eukaryota, Metazoa, Mollusca, Bivalvia, Pectinida, Pectinidae. The record is from the annotation of a RefSeq genome assembly.